This is a messenger RNA of Exophiala spinifera, 1935 nucleotides long. RefSeq lists its product as uncharacterized. The record is from RefSeq and is a predicted model, not a curated record. The transcript has a single exon. NCBI's taxonomy places the organism in Eukaryota, Fungi, Ascomycota, Eurotiomycetes, Chaetothyriales, Herpotrichiellaceae. The coding region runs from base 1 to 1935 and encodes 644 amino acids. Gene Ontology annotation, molecular function: nucleic acid binding.
AUGACGGACUGGAACAAGUUGAAAGUUGUAGACCUCAAGGAGGAGUGUAAGAGCCGCGGCAUCCCUCUUACUGGUCUCAAACUCAAACAGCAUUAUGUCGACAAACUUGAAGAAUAUGAAGCAGGACAUGACAUUCCAAAAGAGGAGGUAGAGCCUGGUGGCGAAGAAGAACCUGUCGAGGCAGCCCCCGAGGGAGACAGUCAUGAACCUUCAAAUAUCGCCAACACCGACGAGCAAGUCAAGGAUGAUGCAACUACGACCAGAACCCCUCCCCAGCCUCACGGCGACAAAGAUGCGGUGGGAAUUCCCGAUGCCAAUGGCGAUACAGACGCGUCGCAUGGAAAACCGGGGACGGAGGGUAUAGAGGACGCUUCGCCCGAAACUGCCAAAACUGAGACACGAGAACAAGAGAACGAGACUCCUGUAGAAGGUCAAAUCGAGGAUAGCGAACCGGCUGAGCCACAGAAAGAGGAUGGCGGGGGUGAAAAUGAAGAGGAAAUGGCUAACGCUCCAGCAACCUCACAAUCGGAAACUGUCAAGGACGAAUUGUCCACCCUAGAGCCUCAACAACCCCAAGGGGAGGUGGAAGCUACGGAGCAAGAAAGACCCAGCGCUGCCGCUGAGAAGGUGGCUAUAGCCGAAGACUCCUCGAACCGACUACCAUUGGUUCAGUCGCAUUCGGACAGAAGCACUCCCCUACCACCUGGCGACUUUGUUGAAGACCAGACGCGCAGAAGGAAGCGAAGCGCUACACCUGUUCCAACAGCCCAAGAGCUGGCACGGAAAAAGGCCAGGCUUAGCUCUGAAGGAGAAGAUGAGAAGGCCGGGGAGGUCGCUGCGCUACAGGAGAUGAAAGCAGCAACUGAAGCAGCCAAAGACAUCCGAAACGAGAGCGCUGACGCCAUCACUAAAACCAUCAAUCACCAAGCUGCUUCAGCUGCAGAAAGAAUGCCUUCGCAAAGUCCCUCCGAAGAACACGAAGUCCCUCCCGCCAUCCAUCCAGCAACCUCGUCAAUAUACAUCCGCAACCUCAAACGACCGCUUCACAUCCCCUCACUUCGCAACCACAUCCUCACCCUUGCCAAAUCGCGCGAUCCGUCAGACGACAUUGAUCCUAUCAAAGUAUUCUACCUGGACAGCAUCCGUACUCACGCAUUCGUCUCGUUCUCUUCCGUGUCCUCAGCGUCACGCGUCCGCACAGCUAUGCACGGCACACGCUUCCCAGACGAGAACAUGCGCGAACCGCUUUUCGUGGACUAUAUACCGGACGACAAAGUUCAGGACUGGAUCGAACGGGAGACAGGGGGCGGUUUCGGCGGAGGUCGGGCAGGUGGACGACGCUACGAAGUCGUCUACGAAGAGGGUCAGAACGGCGUUGAGGCGAUUUUCCAAGAAGUCGAUACGACAAAGCCUCAGCAGCAACGACCGCCAUUAGAGCCACGAUUGAGCUCGAGAAUGUCCAUCGACAGACCAGCCGGAGGUGAGGUUCACCCUGACCGAGCCGGGCUGGUUCCGAGAAGCGGUCCGCGAGACGAUUACCGCGACCGUGACCGCCCGAGGGGACCGCAGCAGCCACCGACGGGACCGAAGAGACAGGACACAAGUGGCCGCGGGUUCAAAGCCCUAGACGAGCUGUUCGACUCUACGACGGCAAAGCCGAAGCUGUACUUCAAGCCUGUCCCCGAGGCCGUGGCGCGCGAGAGACAGGACAUGUUCCGAGACCUGCGCCUCAGCCACGGCGAGAUGGGCCGGAGUGGCGACGAGGGCAUGAAGCGGUACUCGUUCGAGCGGUUCAAGGAUCGCGAGGAGUGGGCGGACAAAGGGCCCGAGUUCGGCUUCGGCAAGCGCGGACAAGACAGGCUUACGGGCACGCGUGGAAGGGGAGGGUAUCGUGGACGAGGAGGUGAUUCGUGGCGUGGCGGCAGCGGGAGGUAA